This is a messenger RNA of Penicillium concentricum, 243 nucleotides long. RefSeq lists its product as uncharacterized. Lineage: Eukaryota; Fungi; Ascomycota; Eurotiomycetes; Eurotiales; Aspergillaceae. The record is from RefSeq and is a predicted model, not a curated record. The transcript has a single exon. Bases 1 to 243 code for a protein of 80 amino acids.
AUGGCCACAGCUCCGGUCGGGGUACAGUACGGUUUCUCCAGUGAAAACCAAGAAUGGGUCCCACCACCGCGGAGAGUCAAGCUGUCCGAUGAAGGCGUGUACAUGGCAUUCAAGACCAUGACAGCAGUGGAACGAGCCGAUACUUUCCCAGGGGACUUUGACAGACACGGUCACGUCCGAGCCACGCGAAACCCCGAAGACCCCACGCCCAGCUUUCGUCCGGCGCACUUGACGAGCCUAUAA